Molecule: messenger RNA, 1688 nt
Organism: Fopius arisanus
Lineage: Eukaryota; Metazoa; Arthropoda; Insecta; Hymenoptera; Braconidae
Gene: Osi12
Product: DUF1676 domain-containing protein Osi12
Exons: 1
Coding region: 107-886 (259 amino acids)
Cellular component (GO): membrane
Source: RefSeq, a predicted model, not a curated record
CCACUAGAGGAUUAUCCAGGUGGUUAGUGCUGCCUCAGUUGUCGAGUGCAUCGGUCCAUUGGACAUUACUCUUGGAUCUCAUUCAAGCCAUUAAAAGUUAUUGAUAAUGAAUAUCAAGUGUGUUGUGCUGCUACUGUCGAUCAGUGGAUCGAUCACCCUGGCCCGUGCAUCAUCCCUCGAGGAGACAAUCUUCGAUAAGGGAUACAGAUCGUUGUACCGGGUAUACGAGGAGUGCCAGCAGCGAAAUGGUGGUGUCUCACCGUGUCUCAAGAAGAAGGCAAUCUCCUUCUUCGAGAGAUUGGGCAGAAUCGAUAAUCUUCCAUUAUUCGAUAAUUUGGAGCUCGUUAAAGUACCUGGAGUGAAUUACACCUAUCCGCAGUCUGGUGAUGUUGAGAAUCUCGGACGUGCCGGUGUCUCCAGAGAGGAUACACUCAAUGACAUCCUCUUGGACAGAAUCUCCAAUCUCAUGAAUGGCUUCAACAUCCAGAUAAGAUUGCCAAAGACAUCGUCGGGUGAGCUGAAACGAAGCGUGGAGGAGGGACGCGGAAAGAUGAAGAAGAUGAUGGGCAUGAUGAUGAUGGGCUUGACCAUGAAGAUGGCUGCACUUGUGCCGAUAGCUAUGGGUGUCCUAUUCCUUCUGGCUGGCAAAGCCCUCAUUAUCAGCAAGAUUGCACUCGUGUUGUCCAUGAUCAUUGGGCUGAAGAAAUUGUUGAGUCAGAAGCAAGGGGGUGGCCAUGACUCCCACGGAGGAUGGCAGAGCGGUGGUGGUGGUGGUGGUGGUGGAUGGGACAGGAGUCUGAAAAAUGUGCCAGCGGUCCAGAACGACAAUGCCACCCACGAGUACGCGCAGAAUCUCGCUUACAGCGGUCAGAAGUCACAGCUGUAGUUCAAUCUCUUCAAGAACACAGAGGGAGAUGCAAAAUUCUAUUUAUUUGACGCUUGACACGACGUAACGGAUGGAUAAACGUGUGGGCCUCAGGGAUCUCGCCGAGGGCCAGUUGUUGUUUCUGCGUGAACGGUUACAUAGAUAAUAGAGGGGAUAAAAAAACACUAACCUUUCAUCUCUUUGGUAGCGGUGCUUUUUUUUUUCUCGUUAAUAUUACCAUGAGUCAUGUGGUACAUACCUACUGCAAUAGUUGUGCGUGGAAAAUAUUGCCGGAGAUUUUCGCAAAGUCGUUGCUCCACGAUACGAUAAAUCAAUCACUCGUGUGUAUAUGUGUAAUCGUUUUCCUUGUUUUCUAUCAUUUUUUUUUAUCUCUCUUCUAUGUAAAGCGGUAUUGUAUCAUGCAUGCUUUGCUGAAAUUUCCCGCAAACCGGAACUGGAUUCCGUUUUACCUGCAACAUCGAUCGUUAUGUGUCGAGCGAGUCCAAUGACACACUUAUUGCACAGCUGUUGCACGAUAGUACAUAUGCAUUACUGAACUUUGAUUCUUACAUGUUAUCUUUACUCACCACGAUGAAAUAGUUUGAUAGUAUUUUAUGGAGAGAAGUAAAAAAUCUCCAGGUUAUAACGUAAAACGUCUGAUUUAUAAUCGGAUUGACUUAUAAGUCCAUUUAAUGAGAAGAAAACGAGGCGCCAUGAGCAGCCUUAACAUUCAGAUAUUUAUUAAUUAUGUAUUUAUUUAUCUUUAACUUAUGUAAUUGGACGCGAGUCGUCGAGGUAAAAUAAAAUAAUGAAUGUAUUUCAA